CACAAUGGCCGAUUUCAACAGCGACGCCUUUGAACGGCGUUUGAACAGGCUAUCAGAGACGCAAGAGAGUAUAGAGAGUUUGUCCAGUUGGGUAAUACAACAAGUACAAUUUGCAGAACGCGUCGCCACGUCGUGGAUGCGAUGUUUCGCUCAAUCCAAGACUCAUAGAUAUCAAACACUUCUCUAUUUGGUCAAUGAUGUUCUACAAAAUGGCAGGAGAAGAGGAUUGGACUUUAGUUUAGCGUUUAGAGAAGUUCUACCUACCGCAGUAGCAAUGACUCGUGGUCUGAAAUGUCAGGCAAGUGUAGAGAGGAUUAUAGUUGUUUGGGAAGAGAGAAGGGUUUAUGAUAUGGCAUAUCUUCGAUAUCUACGCCAAUGUCUAGAAAAGGGUGAGGAAUUUGUGUUGUCAAAUCCAUUGUCUGAUGUCACAACAACAACGCUAGAAAUGUCAAGUGCUAGUGUUGCCGAGAGACUGGAAACGUUUAGGAAUUUUGAAGCAACUUUGGCAUCAAAGCUUGCAAAGUUGAAUUCAAUGAGACUUCAUUCUUGGAAUGAAAGCAUGUUGAUUGCUAUUAAAGACAAACAAGAGGGACAUCAGAUUUAUGAAGAGAUAGAUGAGGGAGUGAGUUGUUUGAAGGAUUGUUGUGAUACAAUGACUAGUGAGGUGGAACAUAGAAGAAACAUUAUAGCUGCACUGGAACAGUCACUUGUUGAACAGAGACAAGAAGCAGCACUUACAAAGAAACUCUACAAAGAAGUUAUGCAAAGUGACUCAAGAGUUUCUUCUGUGCUGGCUUCUCUGCGUUCCAAGCUGAGUGCUCUUUCAACAAACCAGCAAGCAGACAAAGUUCCAGCUCUUACUCUUCCAGUUGACGGUACUACGGCAUCUGAUUCCUCCCUUCUCUCUGCAAUACAGCCAACUGGUGUGUUUCUUCUACAUUCUUCACGGACGUUGCCAACACCAGAUGGUGUUGUACAUAAUGUGCAGGAAGAUCAGAAGCAGUCAACCGAUACAGGCCAUGUAGAUCACAUUGAGGAAGAAGACAUGGACAUUGACGAUUCAGCAUCGGAAGAUGAAUCUCAUCCAGCAAAGGUAACAAAAGCAGACAUAACAUCACAGGCAGCGUCAAGUAUAAAUGGACUACUAAUUGAUAUCAAUGCAACUAAUCAAGAAAACACUGGAACAAAAAAGGAAACUGUUGGACAGUUUACCGGUGGAAAUGGAAUGUCAGCAAAUGCAUCAAGUCCAUUAACGGAGAAUGCACAACCUGUCGUAGGAAUGAACACUGCACCUUUCCCUUCAACACAUCGUGAGGACUCUUUAGGAAUAGAAGGUCAUCCCCCAGGUCCUCAGCCAUUUGUACAACAUCAACCAAUGAAUCAGCAGUUUCAUCCUUUGCCAUCUCCUAAUAUGAUGCUUCAACCGCCAUUUCUGCCACCAUCUAUUCUGGGGAAUCCCCCAAUGCCCAUCACAUCACCUUCACAGAGUAUGCCACAUGCAGGUGUUUACAACCCAAUGGGAAUGGGUCCAUUUCCAGGCAUUGAUGCUCAGCGAUAUCCUCAUCCACCAUUUCGACACAGUGUACACUAUAGAGGUAGAGGUAGAGGUAGAGGACAGGGUAUGUUUCAGACACAACCGGUUCCGAGUAGAUAUUACUAGUGGAUAAUGUUAUGAUAGAGUAGUAGUUUACCAGUAAAAAGAACCUCAGAACGCCAUGAUUUCUCGAAAUUAAUGUAUGCAUACAGCUAUAGAAAAUAAAAUACCUUUAUAUGUCAUCGUCUUCAUCAUCACUG
Messenger RNA from Corticium candelabrum, 1794 nucleotides. Its product is annotated as regulation of nuclear pre-mRNA domain-containing protein 2-like. The transcript is spliced from 5 exons. Gene Ontology annotation, biological process: mRNA 3'-end processing. Gene Ontology annotation, molecular function: RNA polymerase II complex binding. The record is from RefSeq and is a predicted model, not a curated record. The coding region runs from base 5 to 1660 and encodes 551 amino acids. NCBI's taxonomy places the organism in Eukaryota, Metazoa, Porifera, Homoscleromorpha, Homosclerophorida, Plakinidae.